Molecule: messenger RNA, 915 nt
Organism: Komagataella phaffii GS115
Lineage: Eukaryota; Fungi; Ascomycota; Pichiomycetes; Pichiales; Pichiaceae
Product: Conserved protein involved in autophagy and the Cvt pathway
Exons: 1
Coding region: 1-915 (304 amino acids)
Biological process (GO): autophagy of mitochondrion; cellular response to nitrogen starvation; autophagosome assembly
Cellular component (GO): phagophore assembly site membrane; cytoplasm; Atg12-Atg5-Atg16 complex
Source: RefSeq, a predicted model, not a curated record
AUGGGGGCAACUAUAGAUGAAGACAUCAAAGAACGGAUAUGGAACGGAAAAAUCAACAUCAAGGUAUCAUUAGCCCCGAUUGAUCAUAAAGUUAAUGCUUCCCAGAUCUCCUUCUACACAAGAUUACCCCGGAAUUCGUUUCUACCUAUCUAUCUACCUCAGAUGUUGGAUUUUUUUGCUUCCAGUAUCAAGGACCCUGAGUGGGCCAAUCAAGGAAAUUGGUGGUUCUCUUUCCAGGAUGUACCAAUUCGUUGGAAUUUGCCGAUAGGUGUGAAUUUUGACAUCAUGACCGGACUAAAUCCUGAUGAACCAACACUUGAAGAGUGGAACAUUAUCCUCAACUAUUCAAACUAUCCAAAUACAAUCGUACCCAUUUUUAAUAGUAAAAAGUCAAACGGCGCUAACUUUCAUAGACAUGACGACCGUAUUCAAUUCUUUCACGUUUACUGGCUAAACCAAAUGAAAGAAUCCUGUUAUUGUAUCAAUGGCAAUUGCAACUCCAUAAUGAGUCUGAGCAAAACAGAUUCCAACCUGUUUUGGGGCAGUCUUUUAUCUCAUGCCAGAGAUACCUUCAUGUCAAUUAAUCAGAAACAUGUGCCACUGGAUCCGUUGAACAUCCGUAUUAUCCCAAUUCGCAUACAUAUUUCAAUUUUGAACAAAGUGAUUCAACCAAACGUUACUCCUACAAAAGACGAUCAGAAAGACCUCACCACGUUAGGAGAUAUCCUGCAAGAGACCAUUCCAGAACUGUUCCCAUCAUCGCUAAUGUACACUAUAGCGUUUCCAAUCACCCAUGGGAUUAAACUACCUAUCAAUCUCUCAUUAAUUGAUUUGUAUUCGUAUUUUGCCUUUUCCGAUGGAUUCGUCCACAUCAGUGUGGUAUUUAACCAGCCCAAACCGCUAUACAUAAUUUAA